Messenger RNA from Pestalotiopsis fici W106-1, 1545 nucleotides. RefSeq lists its product as uncharacterized. The transcript is spliced from 3 exons. Gene Ontology annotation, molecular function: carbohydrate:proton symporter activity. The record is from RefSeq and is a predicted model, not a curated record. The coding region runs from base 1 to 1545 and encodes 514 amino acids. Gene Ontology annotation, biological process: carbohydrate transport; transmembrane transport. Lineage: Eukaryota; Fungi; Ascomycota; Sordariomycetes; Amphisphaeriales; Sporocadaceae. Gene Ontology annotation, cellular component: membrane.
AUGCCGAAGCUCAGCAUCAAGGAGAAGAAUGCAAAGAUUGUCGGCGCGGCACUCGCUGAGGUGAUACCACAAUCAGAAACAUGGUGGUUCCGGCAGCCUCAUCUGGCCCGACUGAAUCUCUUGUUGUUGGUGCCCCUUUUGUCCAGCUCUGUCGCUGGAUACGAUGGCUCGUUGAUGAACGGGUUACAGGCUCUGCCUCAAUGGAACAGCGAUUUUGGAUAUCCGACCGGUUACACCCUCGGCCUCGUUAAUGCCAUUAUGCCGAUUGCCAUGUUUUUGGCCCUACCGAUACUUCCCAUGAUUAGUGACCGUUUCGGUAGAAAGGUUCCCAUCUUGAUUGGCGGUGCAGGAGUCAUUGUUGCCAGCCUCAUCCAGUUAUUUUCCGUCAACUACGGCAUGUUUGUGUUUUCCCGUGCCAUCCUGGGCUUCUGCGGUUCCUUCAUGAUCCAACCAAGUGCCUUGCUCAUAGCUGAGCUGGCGUACCCGACGCACCGAGGAAAGUACACGGCGGCUUUCUUCACCAUGUACUACUUUGGCGGCAUCAUUGCUUCCUGGAUCACGUUUGCGGCUCAAGAUCUUCAUGGAUCCUUGGCAUGGAAGGUCCCUACCAUCUUUCAGGCGGUCCUACCGUUGGUUCAGGUCUGCUGCAUCUGGUUUGUACCUCAGUCGCCGCGUUGGCUCGUGGCAAACGACCGGGUCCAGGAUGCUUCCGUUCUUCUCUCCAGGAUCCACGACCCGACGCCCGAGAGUCAACUCGUUGCGCGCGAGCUGUCCGAGAUGGUCGAGUCGAUCCACAUGGAGAAGGAAGCCGCCUUGACGACCUGGCGCUCCUUGGUUGCGACCCCCGGAAACAGGAAGCGCGUGGCCGUUGCCAUCUGCGUCGGUCUCUUUGCGCAGUGGAACGGUGUCGCCGUCGUCUCCUACUACCUCAGCAAAGUCCUUACUUCUGUGGGUAUCACUAGCACCUUUGACCAGACUCUCAUCAAUGGCAUGCUGCAAAUCUUCAACUUUGGCGCCGCGUUGAUUGGAGCUUUCCUUGUCGACAGACUCGGUCGCCGCCUGUUGUUCCUGUGGUCCACGGCUGGUAUGCUGGUGACCUAUAUCGUCUGGACCGCGUGCUCGGCGGUGAAUGCCGAGACGGGCAAUUCAGCGGCUGGAAUCAUGGUUGUUGUCUGCAUGUUCUUCUACUACUUCCAUUACGACAUUGCUUAUACACCAUUGUUGAUUGCUUAUCCGACCGAGAUCUUCCCCUAUUCCCUUCGAGCCAAAGGUUUGGCCCUCGAAUUCUACUUCAACUCUGGUGGCCUCGUUAUUGGGCAAUUUGUCAAUCCGAUCGGCAUGGAGAAUAUCGGCUGGCACUAUUACAUCGUCUUUUGCGUCUUGUUGCUCAUCAUGUUGAUCGUCGUGUACCUCUUGUUCCCCGAGACCAAGGGCCACUCGCUCGAGGAGAUUGCCUUUAUCUUUGACGGGCCACAGGCCGAGACGUCCUUGGCCAUGGACAAGCGUGUUGAAGCAGAGACGGUGGAGCACAAGGAACAUGUUUGA